GUUCUUGAAGAGUUGUCAAUUUCUGUGUCAGCAGGAAGCCACGUGAUGUUUCUGAUCAACAGUCAAUAGUUAGCCGUCAACAAGGGCGAACACCUGGGAGUGUAUGAUGACCGCACGGCGGCGCUGUGCCAAAACGCUGAUCAUCGCUGAAGAUGAUGAAGAGGUGGAGGCAGAUGGACAUAACCCAUUCUCCUUCAGAGAGUUCCUGCGCUGCAAGAACCAGGACCAGGACCAGGAUCAGACACAUCAAAAUAGCUACUUAUUAUCUGAUGACCCUCUGAGCCAGUCAGCACUGCAGGCCAAUCAGGAAGAGGAAGGUAAAAAGUGGGCGUGGAGUUUCCAGUCAGCCACUGCAGAGAGCUCCACCUCUUCUCACUGCACAGAGGAGGAGGAGGAGGAGGAGGCAGGCACCAGGUGAGUCUG
Molecule: messenger RNA, 423 nt
Organism: Thalassophryne amazonica
Lineage: Eukaryota; Metazoa; Chordata; Actinopteri; Batrachoidiformes; Batrachoididae
Product: endosome-associated-trafficking regulator 1-like
Exons: 5
Coding region: 104-418 (104 amino acids)
Source: RefSeq, a predicted model, not a curated record